Messenger RNA from Pistacia vera, 2056 nucleotides. RefSeq names its product internal alternative NAD(P)H-ubiquinone oxidoreductase A2, mitochondrial-like. Gene Ontology annotation, molecular function: NADH dehydrogenase activity. The coding region runs from base 86 to 1624 and encodes 512 amino acids. The record is from RefSeq and is a predicted model, not a curated record. Lineage: Eukaryota; Viridiplantae; Streptophyta; Magnoliopsida; Sapindales; Anacardiaceae. The transcript is spliced from 9 exons.
UUACAUCUGCUCUCUCUGAACCCCAAAUCUCUGGAACUCUGUCCCAGAUUACCGGAGAAGCACCUCUCAAAGUGAAAACUCAGCUAUGGUUUGGUUCAAGAAUCUAAUUCUAAACCCCUUACUGAAAUCAUCAUCAUUAUCAUCAUCUUCUUCUUCUUCACUUCACAAAGUCAAACCCACGUUUUCCACGUCGACCUACUCAAUACUCACGUGUCUGUCACGUUACACUACGGACGUUUCAUCCGCAUCAUCACUGUCACCACAAGUUGUGCAGGGAUCCGGGCUGGGGCCCACGAAGGCCGGGGAGAAGCCGAGAGUGGUGGUGCUGGGGUCGGGAUGGGCGGGGUGCCGGUUAAUGAAGGAUUUGGACACGAGUAUUUACGAUGUUGUCUGCGUGUCUCCGAGGAAUCACAUGGUUUUUACUCCGCUUUUGGCGUCCACGUGUGUUGGGACUCUGGAAUUCAGGUCAGUGGCUGAACCCAUUGGCCGGAUUCAGCCAGCUAUUUCGAGGGAACCGGGCUCUUACUUUUUUCUUGCUAAUUGUACUGGGAUUGAUGCUGAUAAACAUUUGGUGAAUUGUGAAACUGUCACUGAUGGAUUAGACACAUUGCAUCCUUGGAAUUUUAAAAUUUCAUAUGACAAGUUGGUAAUUGCAUUGGGAGCAGAAGCCUCCACCUUUGGAAUUCAUGGUGUGAAAGAGAAUGCAAUUUUUCUUCGUGAAGUUCAUCAUGCUCAGGAGAUUCGAAGGAAGCUACUCCUUAACUUGAUGCUGUCCGAUAUGCCUGGGAUAACUGAAGAAGAGAAGUGCAGACUCCUACAUUGUGUCGUUGUAGGAGGUGGACCCACAGGAGUCGAGUUCAGUGGUGAACUUAGUGAUUUCAUAAUCAGAGAUGUUCAUCAAACAUACGCCCACGUGAAAGAUUAUAUUCAUGUUACUUUAAUCGAGGCAAAUGAGAUAUUAUCUUCAUUUGAUGAUCGACUUCGUCGCUAUGCAACUAAGCAGUUGCAAAAGUCAGGAGUUCAUCUUGUGCGUGGGGUUGUCAAGGAUGUUCAAUCUCAGAAACUAAUUCUUAAUGAUGGCACAGAGGUCCCAUACGGGUUGUUAGUAUGGUCAACAGGUGUUGGCCCCUCACCUCUUGUAAAGUCUCUAGACCUUCAAAAAUCACCUGGUGGCAGGGUUGGUGUUAAUGAGUGGAUGCAAAUUCCUUCUGUCCAAGAUGUGUUUGCAAUUGGUGACUGCAGUGGGUAUCUUGAUAGUACUGGUAAAUCUGUCCUUCCAGCUUUGGCCCAGGUUGCAGAGCGGCAAGGUAAAUAUCUUGCUAGUCUAUUGAACAAAAUUGGUAAAGCCGGUGGUGGACAUGCAAACAGUGCAAAGGACAUGGAUUUUGGAGACCCAUUUGUGUACAAGCAUCUGGGAAGCAUGGCAACACUUGGCCGACACAAGGCUCUUGUGGACCUAAGACAAAGCAAGGAAUCAAAAGGUAUAUCCAUGGCAGGAUUUUUCAGUUGGAUAAUCUGGCGCUCGGCAUACCUAACCCGUGUCGUUAGCUGGAGGAACAGAUUCUAUGUAGCAGUCAACUGGGCUACAACUAUUGUGUUUGGUCGUGAUAUAAGCAGAAUAUAGAUUUGAAGAGUGGUUUGGGGCAUUCCUGUAAGUAUGUGAUGAAGGAAUGGAUUUUGGUAUUUGGCUUCAAGACCUCCACAUCCCUUUUAUUCUGGUCUGAUCCCUUGAUUCAAGAAGGAAGAAAUAAAGGGUAACCUGAUCAGACAAUGCAGUUUAUUUAAUUCUUCCCAGUUCCGACAUACUAUGUGCAGAUUUGUUACUUCAUUUGGCCAUUGUUAAUUAUAAGUUUCAGAACACCGACUAUCAAUGUUAAUUGUUAUACAUUGAAUUAAUACUUUGUAAGCUUCUGUUUACAACUUUGACAAAAACUUUGUAAACUGCUGAACGUUAAAUUAAUGUUAAAAUACUAACAGUUCCCUCCAAGUAGAAGAUCAUUGAAAUAGUAGAAACCUUGGAACUCCCAAUUGUUAAAAUCAAGCAUACAGAAGCUUG